UGUGAGCAAAGAAGACAGUUUUGUUUUCAGUGGUUAAGUGUUUGCGUGUGAGGAUUGCCUGGUUCCUCUUUGUUGGUUUCAAUAAAAGAAAAAACUUUGAAGAAGUUUGAUCCUUUGAGUUUUUAACUUUAAGUUGCAUAAGAGAAGUGAUACUGCAUUUAGAGGGUGUGUAUAGCUUGUAUAUACACCAUUUGACAAAUAUUUGCAUUUCUUAGCCAGGAAGACUGCCAUAAUAGUAAGAUUAACCAUGAAUGGUGAUUUAUUCAGAGACACAUUGUCCUUGAUGGAAGGCACAAGUCACACCAUCGGUUACCGUGUUCGUCUUCGUAUGCAACACAUUCUGAAAGAUGUGGCUGAACUGGCUUACCAAAGGCCACAGUUUUUUGCAGAUGUUCCCCCUCCACCAUUACUGGUUGGCAAAGAUGGUCCACCGCCAAUGCCACCAAUGCCUCCCGGCCCUCCACCAUGUACAACUAUGGCCAGCCCUGUUCCCUCAACCAGUCAAGGACCACCAAAUAUGGCCAUGGGUGGCAUGAUGGCACCUCCUCCACCUCCAGGGACUACAGGCCCCCCUGGUCCACCACCACCACCUCCAGGUGGACCCAUCAUGCCAGCUGAAUAUCCAAAUGGAGGGAUGAUGGGUCCAGGUCCAAUGGGAAUGGGUCCUGGCAUGGGGCCAGGAAUGGGACCAGGAAUGAUGGGACCCAUGCAGGUGACAGUCAACCCAGCCACGAACGAUGCACCUUUGGAAUUCAACACCAACAAAAACAAACCACCCAUGCCCGUGGCUGCCAAUAAUGGUGAAAUUGUAGAUAAUAAUAUCCAGGAAGCAAUCGUUGUGGAGGAGCGAAGAGAUAGAGAGAGGGAGAGGGAGCGAGACCGUGAGAGAGACCACGGGAGAGAUCGAGAUAGAGAUCGUGAGCGCUCUCGUGGCAGAGACAGAGACAGAGAUCGGGACCGUGAUCGUGAACGUGAGAGGGACUGUGAUAGAGAGCGUGACCGAGACCGGGAAAGACAAGAUCGAGAUAGAGAGCGUGACCGCCGGCGUGAUCGUCCUCGCAAAGAUGGUGGUGGUAAUGACCGCAGUAGUAUUGAGAGUAUACCUGCUGGAAAUGGUAAUGUACAAAUACAGCCCAUGGACGGCACCAACCCACCAGGCUCGGGUUUUGGUCCCAUGGGUCCAGGACCUGGUCCAUGGGGGCCUAUGUGGGGUCCUCCUGGAGGACCUAUGGGUCCAUUGGGGCCUAUGGGACCAAUGGGAGGGCCUAUGGGACCAAUGGGAGGGCCAAUGGGACCUAUGGGUCCUAUGGGGCCAAUGGGACCUAUGGGACCACCUGGUGAAGGUCCACCAAUGAGUGGCGAUUUCCGUAUUACAUGGGGCAUGUUUGGCUGGAUGAUGUCUCCUGAAGGCCUGACAGUUCCCAUGAAAAACCCUUUACAUUGCAAAACUUGUGUCCUAGUACCACCAAACCGCCUUGCCCCACCACCAACUACACGAGAACGACCUCUUGGCUGCAGAACUAUCUUUGUUGGUGGCCUUCCUGAAAAUGUUACAGAGGAGAUCGUCAGAGACGUCUUCGAGCGCUGUGGGGAGAUAACGACAAUUCGCCUGAGCAAAAAGAAUUUCUGCCACAUACGAUAUGAGCUCGAAGAAUUUGUUGACAAUGCCAUUUUUCUGUCAGGGUACAGAAUGCGCAUUAAUAACAGCACAGAGGCAGCCAACACUGGUAGACUACAUGUAGACUAUGCCCAAGCCAGGGAUGAUCAGUACGAGUGGGAAUGUCGGCAACGGCAGCUACAACGAGAGCAACGACAUCGUGAACGUAUUGAAGCAGAAAGGUUGCGUCCACCGUCCCCUCCCCCAGUAGUCCACUACUCAGAGCAUGAAGCCACUCUUAUUGCUGAACAGCUAAAGGGUGAUGAUAGCUUCUCAAAGGCAGCCCAAAUUCUCAUCACUUGGCUGGAGCGUGGUGAUUGCAACAAGCGCAACUCUGGCACUUUCUAUGGUAUGAUUCAGUCAACCAACUCCCAUGUACGGCGCCUGAUGACAGAAAAGGGCCAGUAUGAAGAAGAAUUGGCAAAGUUCCGAGAGCAGACGCGAGCACGCAUGCAAGGCGUUUUUAUGCAGUUCGGUCAGAUCGAGCGUGUCUUCCUGUCAGCCGGUCACCAGAAGGUCUGGGACCACUUCACCAAGGCCCAGAGGCGCAACAUUGAGAUGUGGAAGAAGCAGGCCGAGGAAAUCAAGGAAAUUCAGCUGGAUGAAUCGGACAAAGAAGAUGCAGAAGAAAUGGAUGUCUCGGAUGAAGAGGAUGCGGGCCAGCCUGCCAGGAAGAAGAUUCGGCAGAAUGAAUACCUGAAGGAGGAAAAUGACAGUUUAAGGUGUCAGAUGGAAGCUUAUAAAAAUGAGGUCGAUCUUAUCAAAGCAGAUCUGAAGACUGAAGUGGCAAUGAGAGAUGAUCAAAUUGAAGCAUUUAAGAAAACAUUACAAGGAAUGCAGCAGACACUUUCUGAAAAUGCCGUCCGCAAGCGUCAGGAUGAUGCUAAAAUGGCUGAACUGCAAGCAAAGUUGAAGAAACUGAGAGAACAGGCUGGGGGAAAUGGGGAAGGAGAGGAAGACUGCAAGGAUGAAACAGAGGACUUACUGUCUAUAUCAACAGCUCCCCUUACUGACAAGACAGCACAGCUUAUUGGUCUCACUUCAACUUUCCUACACAUACAUCCAAAGGGAGCAAGUGUUGAUUACAUUUGGUCGUUCAUCCAACAGUUUGACAAGGAAAUUCCUUCAGAUAUUGAGGCAAUGCUGAAUCAGUACCCAACAGUAUAUAAGCAGAUUACUACAGGGGUUGGUGCCUGCUUGGAGCGCAAGUGGAUCUUCACAGUCGGUCAGAUCGAGUGUGUCUUCCUAGUCAGCCGGUCAAUAGAAGGUCUGGGACCAACUUCACCAAAGGCCCCAGAGGCGACAAACAUUGAGAUGUGGAAGAAGGCAGGCCGAGCAGGCUGUGAUAUCAUUCCCCUGCAGGACGACGCGGUGUGUCCAGUUAACCCAUUCCCUGAAGAUCUAUAG
Molecule: messenger RNA, 3064 nt
Organism: Cherax quadricarinatus
Lineage: Eukaryota; Metazoa; Arthropoda; Malacostraca; Decapoda; Parastacidae
Source: RefSeq, a predicted model, not a curated record